AUGACACAACUCUCCGCGCCGCCUUUGAAAGCGAGCAAUCUUCUCGCUCUGCUGCUGCUGACGGCCACAAUGCUGCAGGCGCGUCGCAUCACCAGUCGCCGGCUGGUGAUCCACGUGCCCGUCAAGAUGAAGACGCAUCAUCACACCCACACCGUCUACAAGGUGCUGCACGGCUCUGGCGGCGGUAGCGCCGGCGGCAUCAAGCAGACCGUCUAUAAGGUGGUGGGCUUCUCCGGCGAAGGCGGCGGUGGCGGCCACGGUCAUGGGGGCGUUGGCGGCAUAAGCAUGGGUCACGGCAGUCACGGCCAGAGUCACGGUCACAGUCACGGCCAGAGUCACGGCAUGGGCCUGGGCGAGAUCACGUAUGAGGACCGGCAUGGCUGCGAGAGCGGCAAAUUGAUGCCAUCGCAUCGGGACAUGCUAUUCAAUCAUUACGCGCGCCAAGACCAGGAGGAGGCGGUGGCCACCGACUAUGCGGAGGAGCGGGACGAGUUCAUUGAUGUCAGGGAUGCCUGGUUGUGA
Molecule: messenger RNA, 522 nt
Organism: Drosophila montana
Lineage: Eukaryota; Metazoa; Arthropoda; Insecta; Diptera; Drosophilidae
Exons: 2
Coding region: 1-522 (173 amino acids)
Source: RefSeq, a predicted model, not a curated record